CGUUAGCUACGAGGGAUGAAAGGCAGCAGCGUCCGCGAGGCUCGUGGCGCACGGGACUACCUCGCGGUUUCGUUUCUGGUCGACGACGUUGACGACGACGAAGAUAUCGGCGGCGGCGGCAACAACGACGACGACGACGACGACGACGACGACGACGACGACGACGACGACAUCGGGGAGUGAUGCUGCGCGACGAUCGAUGAUGCGCUCGUGACAGUACGUUUGAACGUAUCCGCGAGCUCGGGUGAUCCGCGAGUUCCCAGCGUGACAGCGGAAUCUGGAUAACGUUGGACACUGCACAAACGCUGACAACGACGGGCCCAGUGAGAACGCUCGUUCACGGUAGACUCACGACACUAGGAAGAUCGCGAUCCUGAGAGACGCAAUCGAUGCGAGACCGCGAUGUUGUGACUCGCGAUCCGCGGACCGAAGUGCACGCGAGUGAUAACACUGAGAGACGGUGACUUGAUAACCAGCCUGAUCGUUCAUCGCUGAAUCGGCAAUGAAAUCGUCGUGAUUCACGUCGGAUGCAUCAGGUAUGUUAGUCCUUUAUAAGAUAAUGGGAAAACGACGCGGGAAAAGAAAAAGAAAUGCGAACGAGGAGGUGGACAAUUUGUCUUAUAGCGACUAUGCAAGGAACAAUUUUUUUCGUAUUCGUAUUAUGAAUUGUUCGUUAACUCAUACCACGAUCUGCGGAAUUAACAUCGUGAGUACGAUUCUACUGGCCGACAGACAAUCAUCAGCGCGACUUUUACCGUGCGGCUUUGUGCGAUUUAUCGACGAUAAUUAUGAAAAAAAAUAAAAUAAUGAUUACGUGCAAAAUCUCAUCGGGGAUAAUAUUUACCCAGUAUCGAGGUAUCGGGGAUAAUAUUUAUCCAGUAUCGAGGUGUAUUAAUAACACAAUUUUAUUCGUGAAUUUUACAUGCCAGGCGAAACAGGAGUUUGCGUCGAGCGCAUGAAAUAUCACUUCCUCAUCAAUCUAAAACGAAAGCAUUAAUAAAGCUAGGCGCGGGAGCGGGUGAAGAAAGUCGUCCUUGACCGUCAUUAUUUACGGAGUAUAGAGUUUCGUGGCUAACAAGAUCUUCGUCAUCUUGAUCGUUCUACGGAAUAAGAAGAGCGCGGCGCGAGGGUAUAUUUUGUACACUCUUCUUCUUAUUAUUCAACGCAAACGCUUCAACGGUAGAUGGAAUUUCGUCGUGGGCGGCAAAAGUCAUCCUCGCGGGACGUGCGGAUCGUUGAAUAGAAUCUAAAGAGAGUAUCGAGACAAGAGUAUCGAUACUUUCCUCGUAUCCUUACAUCGCGCGACAAUGGAUUCGCCGAGCGUGCGUCCGUAAACACUCCCGCUGAAAAUCUUAAUUGUUUGUCCUCAAUUUGAGGCCCCAAGAGGCGAGACCGUUACAUGUGCACAGAAAUUGCCAGGUCAAACAGACAGAUACGUGUAUAUAUAUAUAUCCUUCUAUCUCGCUCCGUCGAAGUGCAAGGGUUAAGCCGGAAUAUUCGAUGUAAUCACCCUGCAGAGUAGUUAGUUCCGUGUGUUGGAUAUAACUCGGAGUUGCGUGCUCGCUUACGAGUGUAAUGUAGUGGGAGUACGCGCGACGUUGGUACACGGGGUCAAGGGCGGCGGUGUGCGGAAAAGGGUCGCCAACGGUGUGUGUGUGCACGGUGCUUCUCUUUGUCUGCUUUCAGACGGUGGCGGCGAGCCGGCCACGGGGAUGCCGAGGGGAUGCGAGGAUAACGCGACGGGAUGACGUCCUGCCCGCUCGUUCACUGACGCAAUCCCGCCCCGAUAACGCAGACGACUGGCAGGAUGCUGCCGCGCGCGCUGCCGUUCAUCGUCGUCUUCCUCGUGCAGCUACGUCAUCGUGUCAUCUGGGCUACCCUAGAGAGCACCGGGAUGUCCAAUAGAUUGGAGAACGUUACGCAGACAAUUUCGAGGAUACUCGACGGCUACGAUAUUCGAUUAAGGCCGAACUUCGGCGGUGAUCCAUUGUUGGUCGGAAUGGAUCUCACCAUCGCGAGUUUCGACGCGAUCUCAGAAGUUAAUAUGGAUUACACGAUAACGAUGUACUUGAAUCAAUAUUGGAAGGACGAGAGACUCGCCUUUUCACACGAGGACGAAGUUCUCACGCUGAGCGGCGACUUCGCGGAAAAGAUCUGGGUUCCGGACACGUUCUUCGCGAAUGACAAGAACAGCUUCCUGCACGACGUCACCGAGCGCAACAAACUCGUCAGGUUGGCUGGUGAUGGCUCGGUCACGUACGGCAUGAGAUUCACGACGACCCUGGCCUGCAUGAUGGACUUGCACUAUUAUCCUCUCGACUCGCAGAACUGCACCGUAGAGAUCGAGAGCUACGGGUACACGGUGCUCGAUGUAGUAAUGUACUGGAAGGAAACCCCCGUUCGCGGGGUAGAGGAGGCGGAAUUGCCGCAAUUCACGAUAAUCGGCUAUGAGACCAACGAUCGGAAGGAGAAGCUGGCGACCGGCAUCUACCAAAGGCUUUCGUUGAGCUUCAAGCUUCAGAGGAACAUCGGUUACUUCGUUUUUCAGACAUAUCUGCCAAGUAUACUGAUCGUGAUGCUCAGUUGGGUCAGUUUCUGGAUCAAUCAUGAAGCCACCAGCGCGAGAGUGGCUCUCGGAAUCACGACGGUGUUGACAAUGACAACAAUAUCAACGGGUGUUAGAAGCUCACUGCCACGGAUCAGUUACGUGAAAGCAAUCGACAUUUAUCUGGUAAUGUGCUUCGUUUUCGUGUUCGCGGCCCUGCUGGAAUAUGCGGCAGUCAAUUACACGUACUGGGGCGCCCGGGCAAAGAAGAAAACCAAAAAGAAGGAGACUGACGAGAGGAAAGUGCUUUCCUCCAAACCUGGCAGCAAAGCUAGCUCGCCUUUUCCCGGUUCUACGGACGCGGACAUCAUAGAGCUCCAGGAUCUCCGAAUGUCGCCGUUGCCGAGCAUCAGAAAUAGGUCGGGCCUGGUCAGCACUUCGUCAACGUCCGGGGUCGGAAGAGAUCACGAUCCAGCCAAGUUUCCACCGAGCUUUCGCAUCUCCAGGGCCGCUUAUAAUACGCACGCCCGAAACAGCGGUCUCAGAUACAGAGGCCCGAGACCACAUAAGCCAAAGGUGUUACAUGCCAUACGUAGAGGAGCUUCCGUGUUGCGCGUAUCGAUGCCGAAGAUCAAGGACGUGAAUGUGAUAGACAAGUACUCGCGAAUCAUCUUCCCGGUCAGCUUCAUGCUGUUCAACGCCGUGUACUGGGUCUUCUACUUUUUCUGAACGGACGUCAAUGUAUCAACGUUUCACUCGGCCUCGUUUGGGCCCCGAGGACCAAUCGAUUCGGGAGGAAUUCUCGCGUCCUCUCGCGUCUUCGAGCUACGAUACGCGUCAAACGGUGUAGUAUUUCUCGCGAGAACUAAAGUCCACUGAACAUAUUUAGCGGGUGAUGAAAGUACUGAAUCGAAAGCUGCCACGAAACACUUAACGAUAAAAAUUAAACGAACGCGUAUGGACAUGCAUGUGCGUAUGUAUGCGUGUGUAUAUGUAUUAUGUGCCAAACGACAAUGUUCACGAGGUUUUCGUUUAUUCGUGCGAUUUUUUUGGUAAUUAGAAAGUACAUAAUAUAGCAAUAAGCGACGCGAAAGAAUGACAAUAUGUUCCUAACGAAGUAUGAUAGCUUUGUCGCGGAAGAAAUGUCAAUAAACAGUAUUUGGAUGACAAUUCGUGACGAAAUCAAAAAGUUAUAAUGUAUACGAUGACAAAAAUGAUCUGAGUCAUCUCUUCUAUUUUAGAAAUAAAUAAGUUUCUAUGAUUCUUCUACGUAUAUUGAAAGAUACGCUUUAAAAAUCAAAAUUAAUCUUAAGUGUGUUGAAAAAUAUUCUCUCUCGUAGACAAUGUUAUUUAGCUUAAUUUUUCCGUAUCUAUGACUUAAAUUACUUUUAUUAUCGUCGAUUGAUUUACGUUAAAUAAUCUGGUUCGUAAUUCUGCAAAGUAAACGAAAAAAAUCGAUGUCGGAAGCGAGAAAUUAACAGAUCACAAGUUGCAAGUUUUAUCUGCCGUCUAUCGAGGUUUCAACAGCGCUGUUUAAUGAAACUCAAGAAAGAAAUAAAGUAUUCUUUCAAUAUAAAUAUUAUUGGCAUUGAAUUAACUGCGAUUGGUUUAUGCGCAUUUAUCAUUAAACAAGGUGUGCAUUCAUAAAAAUGACGAUUUGGAUAGUUACAUUGACGAUAUAUACAAAAUUGGAAAGAAUCUUUUUU
This is a messenger RNA of Odontomachus brunneus, 4251 nucleotides long. RefSeq names its product gamma-aminobutyric acid receptor subunit beta-like (gene Lcch3). The record is from RefSeq and is a predicted model, not a curated record. Gene Ontology annotation, biological process: monoatomic ion transmembrane transport; nervous system process; signal transduction. The transcript has 9 exons. Gene Ontology annotation, molecular function: neurotransmitter receptor activity; GABA-A receptor activity; extracellular ligand-gated monoatomic ion channel activity. Bases 1808 to 3274 code for a protein of 488 amino acids. Gene Ontology annotation, cellular component: neuron projection; membrane; GABA-A receptor complex. Lineage: Eukaryota; Metazoa; Arthropoda; Insecta; Hymenoptera; Formicidae.